AUGUGUUUGAAGCGACUUUAUCAACUCAAGGCUCGUCUCGAUAAAGACAAAUCUUUACUCGAACAGUAUGACAACAUAAUUAAGGAACAAUCGAAAAGUGGAAUUAUAGAAUCUGUAGUUGAACCUGGACAACGCAGCCAUUAUUUACCUCAUCACGGAGUACAAAGUGAAGAUAAAGAGACUAUAAAAUUGAGAGUCGUAUUCGAUGGUUCAGCAAGAUCGUCCAAAGAUGACGUGUCUUUGAACGAUUGUCUUGAAAAGGGGCCGAAUUUAGUCCCACAUCUGUUCGAUACCGUAGUAAAUUUUCGUGGCUAUCCUAUCGGACUUCUCGCCAAUAUUGAGAAGGCCUUUCAUCAAAUUGCAAUUGCUACUGAUGAUCGAAAGAUGUUGAAGUUUCUUUGGUUCGAGGAUAUCAAUCAAGAUUCCCCAACUGUCAAGGAAUAUGAGUUUCGACGCCUGCCAUUUGGUUUAACCUCAAGCCCUUCUAUCCUGUCCAGCAUUAUAGCUCAUCAUCUUUCAAAAUAUAAGGAAAUCGAGCCAGAAAUAGUCGCCUUGCUACUUGAGUCCCUGAAUGUGGAUGAUUUUGCUGGAGGGGCUUAUGAUGACGACGAAGCACUGGAUAUCUAUCGAAAGUCUCAAGAUCUAAUGAGUAAGGUUGGUUUCAAACUUCGAAAAUGGCAUUCGAACUCUGAAUACAUUCGAAAUUGCAUCUCAGCACAAGAAAAUGCUAUCGAAGGCUCAAAGGACGAACUGCCUAAAUCAAAGUUAAAGCACAGCAGUUGCAAUACAAAGAAUGACACUGAAGAAAGCUUUGUCGAAGAUUCGUUAUCAUGCCAAACAUCACAAAAUCCCCUGGCGUCUAAGCAGAAUUGCGUAAACAUUCUUGGGACAAGUUGGAAUGAGUACAGCGAUGAAUUUUGUUACGAUCUCAGUGAAUUAGUUGAAUACUCUAAUUCCCUUCCCCCCACUGAACGGUCUGUGCUCAAACUUUCAGCCAAGGUCUUCGACCCUAUCGGUCUUUUCGCUCCAUUUACAGUAACCAUGAAGAUAUUAUUUCAAACCCUCUGUUCUGGUAGCUUAGAUUGGGAUGACGAGUUAGACGGCAAAACAUUAGCAAGCUGGAAGUCUCUUGUGAACGAUCUACAAGCCCUGAGUGAUAUACCUGUGGCACGCUGUUACUUCCACCAUACAGACGAAUUGUCUCGAAACCAUGAGAUUCACGGUUUCAGUGAUGCUUCUGAUCUUGCGUUCGCUGCUGUCGUUUACCUUCGCACAGAGUAUAGUAAUGGAGAUGUUGAAUUGUCCUUGAUCGUGUCCAAGACAAGAGUUGCAUCUAUUAAAAGACAAACUAUACCGAGGCUCGAGUUGUUAGGAGCAAAUAUACUAGCCCGAUUGGUCGACACGAUUAUCAAGGCACUCACGUCAAUCAAGUUAAUAACCAAUGUUGUCUUAUGGACGGACUCGUUCACCACUUUAUGUUGGAUUCGAAACCAUAAGGUAUGGAAGACUUAUGUUCAGAACCGAGUAAACGAGAUAAGAGAACUAACAAGCAACUACGAAUGGAGACAUUGCCCUGGGGAAUUGAAUCCUGCUGAUCUGCCAUCUCGUGGUUGCUCGGGACGUGAACUAGCAGAAGCUGAAACAUGGUGGAAUGGUCCAAAGUUCUUACAGACUUCACGGGAACAUUGGCCACAGGAUCCUCAACCUCCAAGUAAAGUCAAUGACGAGGUUCUAAGCGAAGAAAUGAAAAAUCCAACUGAAAUCGUACACUUGUUGUAUGAUAGAUCGCUAAAUGAUUUUGUCCAUAUCGAAGAAAUCAUUGACCCCAAGAGAUAUAGCACUAAGAUAAAGUUGCUUCGCGUAACAGCACGAGUAAUUCGAUUCAUACGAAAGAUUAGUAAGCAACUACGCACAACGUCAAUUGAAUUAACCGCUGAUGAAUUAAUAGAAGCUGAGAAAUUAUGGAUAAGAAGUAUUCAAUCUAUCGCAUUUGCCGAAGAAAUCAACAGUCUUCAUCACAUCGAUCGCAAGAAUGCAUGA
Dendronephthya gigantea is the source of this 2040-nucleotide messenger RNA. RefSeq lists its product as uncharacterized. Bases 1 to 2040 code for a protein of 679 amino acids. The record is from RefSeq and is a predicted model, not a curated record. NCBI's taxonomy places the organism in Eukaryota, Metazoa, Cnidaria, Anthozoa, Malacalcyonacea, Nephtheidae. The transcript has a single exon.